CGUGCACGACUACCGCUUAGUAGCCUUUGUUCGUCACAUGACAAGAGGGAAGUGGCGGUGGUGCUGAAACAGUGAAGAUGGCGUGUUGCAGGAGCUGUUUGUGUUGUCAGUGCUGCUGCAGGGAUACGGAAACCAGGACGCCAGAGGAGCUGACCAUCCUUGGAGAGACCAGAGAAGAAGAAGAUGAGAUCUUGCCCAGGAAAGAUUACGAGAGCUUGGACUAUGACCGCUGUAUCAACGAGACAUAUAUGGAUGCGCUGGAGGGAAUGGACAAUAAGAGAGCCAAGAAGUAUGAAGUGGUGAAGUGGAUGCUGGUGUUUGCUAUAGGAGUGUCAAUAGGUCUGGUUGGCCUGUUUGUGGAUUUCUUUGUCCGCCUCUUCACCCAGCUCAAGUUCAGUGUGGUUGGGAACUCUGUGGAGGAGUGCAGUGAGAAGGGCUGCCUGGCACUAUCGCUGCUGGAGCUGCUGGCCUUCAACAUGACCUUCAUCCUCAUCGCCAGCGUCCUCGUGCUCGUCGAGCCUGUGGCUGCAGGCUCCGGGAUCCCUGAGAUCAAGAGCUACCUGAACGGUGUGAAGGUCCCGGGGAUUGUGCGUCUGCGCACGUUUGUGUGUAAGGUGGUGGGAGUGCUGUUCGCCGUGGCUGGAGGUCUGUUCGUGGGGAAGGAGGGGCCAAUGAUCCACAGCGGCGCUAUCAUUGGAGCAGGCCUGCCUCAGUUCCAAAGCAUCACCUUUAAGAAGAUCCAGUUUCACUUCCCAUACUUUCGCAGUGAUCGGGAUAAGCGGGACUUUGUGUCGGCGGGGGCAGCGGCGGGCGUGGCGGCUGCUUUCGGGGCGCCCAUCGGGGGGACGCUCUUCAGUCUGGAGGAGGGGUCGUCCUUCUGGAACCAGGCGCUCACAUGGAAAGUGUUGUUCUGCUCCAUGUCGGCUACCUUCACUUUGAACUUCUUCCGCUCGGGGAUCAACUACAACAAGUGGGGCUCCUUCCAGCUUCCAGGCCUGCUCAACUUUGGCGAGUUUAAGGUAAACGUGUGUGUGUGUGUGUGUGUUUGUGUGUGUGUUUGUAACAAGGCAAGGCAAGUUUGUCUAAAAGAGUGCUUUUCUAUAUGCCACUCUGUAUGGCUGUCGAGUGUUUAAGUCUGUGUGUAGGGA
Messenger RNA from Clupea harengus (Atlantic herring), 1148 nucleotides. RefSeq names its product chloride transport protein 6-like (gene clcn6). The transcript is spliced from 11 exons. Gene Ontology annotation, molecular function: voltage-gated chloride channel activity. The record is from RefSeq and is a predicted model, not a curated record. Gene Ontology annotation, biological process: transmembrane transport; chloride transport. Lineage: Eukaryota; Metazoa; Chordata; Actinopteri; Clupeiformes; Clupeidae. Gene Ontology annotation, cellular component: intracellular membrane-bounded organelle; lysosomal membrane. Bases 78 to 1133 code for a protein of 351 amino acids.